UGAGCGUCUUUCCGAAAACGAGGCCUAGCAGCUGGGAAAAGAAUGACAAACAGAAACGUAGUAAUGAGUGCCUAUCAGACCACAAAACAUUGACAUUGAAUUAUAUCAAACUACGAUGUGAGUCCAAAGGAUAACGCAGUUGUUGGGGAGGCGGCAGACUCCACUGAUGGACAGUUAGACAAAAUUUUGUGGAGCAACUGUUGGUGUAAAAAGAUAAAAAGACGAAACCUGGAAUAAUAACAUUCUCUUUGUUGUUCAGCCUACUUCUCUUUCAGGUGCUGAACUCGAGAGGUAGGGCUUACUCUAUUGGCUGUUGUUAUUGGUGAACUUUCGUGUUGGACCAUCUGAAGUCGACGAAGCAUUGUCUUUUGGACUUUUUUUAAACGGCAAUAACGGAUAACGUACGUGCGCUGGAUGCCUAGCCUGGUCUAUUCACAGUGUAUUGCUUUUGGAUGAAUCAUUUUUCCAGAAUCAUCUUUUUUUGAUGAAAUUCAUUUGCCACAAUUAGCAAGAGUUGACCCAAGACUCGAGGCACAAAUUCUAAAGAUGGCAGACGUUGAUCCAGAGACACUCUUAGAGUGGCUUCAAAUGGGACAAGGAGAAGAGAGAGACAUGCAGCUCAUUGCCUUGGAGCAGCUUUGUAUGCUGCUAUUGAUGUCGGACAAUGUUGACAGAUGUUUUGAGAGUUGUCCUCCUCGGACGUUUCUGCCUGCUUUGUGCCGAAUUUUCCUCGAUGAAUGUGCUCCAGAUAAUGUCCUAGAAGUGACAGCUCGUGCUAUAACCUACUACCUGGAUGUCUCGGCUGAGUGCACCAGGAGAAUUGUGGCUGUUGAGGGUGCCAUAAAGGCCCUGUGCAACCGUCUGGUUGUUGCAGAGAUGUCUUCUCGCACAAGCAAAGAUCUUGCUGAACAGUGCAUAAAGGUUCUUGAGCUGAUUUGCACAAGGGAAUCUGGAGCUGUUUUUGAAGCUGGAGGUCUCAACUGUGUUCUCACCUUCAUACGAGAACAUGGCUCACAGGUACACAAGGAUACCCUGCACUCAUCCAUGACAGUUGUGUCCAGACUUUGUGGCAAGAUGGAGCCACAGGAUGCUGCUUUAGAAACUUGCAUAGAAUCUCUCUCCACAUUGCUCGACCAUGAUGAUUCCUUCGUGGCAGAUGGUGCAUUGCGUUGCUUUGCUUCACUUGCCGACCGCUACACGAGACGGUCCUUAGACCCAGCGCCCCUGGCCAGACACGGCCUGAUACAGGACCUGCUGUCGAGGCUCCAGAAGGUCGGAGAUGGGGCUCACAAUGUGUCCACGACCUCCACCCCAGGCAAGAGCACUGUGGGCGCAGACGGCAAGAGCAGCUCCAGCGUGUCCACGGUGAUCAGUCUGCUGUCCACUCUGUGUCGCGGCUCGCCUGGCAUCACACACGACCUGCUGAGGGCCAGUCUCCCCGAGGCUAUUGAGAGCGGGCUAAGAGGGGAUGAGCGUUGCUGUUUGGACACCAUGCGGUUCAUGGAUCUGCUCCUGGUGUUGCUGUUUGAAGGUAGACAGGCUCUUCCCAAGUCUGGCGUGACCACAAUUACGAGCCGCCCACACGGGCUACGACGAACAGACAGUUCUAGUGACAGAUCACACAGACAACUGAUUGACUGUAUCCGCAGUAAGGACACAGACGCCUUGAUCGACGCUGUUGACAAUGGCUUUGAAGUAAACUUCAUGGAUGAUGUCGGGCAGACUUUGCUGAACUGGGCAUCUGCUUUUGGAACUCAAGAAAUGGUUGAGUUUUUGUGUGAGCGAGGAGCUGAUGUAAACAGAGGCUUACGAUCAUCAUCUCUGCACUAUGCUGCAUGCUUUGGGCGACCACAGAUUGUGAAGACUCUGCUUCGCUAUGGGGCUAAUCCUGACUUGAGAGAUGAAGAUGCGAAGACACCUCUUGACAAAGCCAGGGAACGUGGUGAUGAAGGACACCGUGAGGUUAUUGCUAUCUUGCAGUCACCAGGUGAAUACAUGGUGCCUGUGAACAGAGACCACCCACUGGCUGCCUCUGGGGGUGCAUCAACCUCAUCAGCCUCCUCUUCCCCGGCCUCAGCCUCAGCCCCUGCCCCUAUGGAAACUGCAGAGAAGGUGAAGAAGGAGGAAGCAGCAGAGGGUGAGAAGAGCGAGGCCACUGAAAUCAAAGGGGACCCAGAGGUUGCUCCCAAAUAUGUACGCCAUCUCCUGCCAGUGUUUACUGAAGUGUUCCAUGUGACUAUGCUGGCCUCAGUCAGGAAAGCCAGUCUUUCACUUAUUAGGAAGAUGUUACAUUAUAUGGAGCCUGACUUACUUGGGGAAAUGACAGGGCCAGAGUUCCCUUCUCCAAACUUUGCCUCUUCCAUGACAGAGGUGCUGUCUAUUGUUCUCGAUGCUGAAGAGGAUGAUGAUGGUCAUGUGAUUGUCCUUCAAAUCAUGCAAGAUCUGAUGCUGAAGUGUCAAGAGAUUUUCUUGGAGCACUUUGCACGACUUGGGUUAUUCUCCCGUGUCUUGGCCCUAGCUGGGCCACCAUUGCAGGAGGAAGAGGGGGCAAAAGCAAAAGAAGACAAAGAGGAAGACGAGACCAACCUAGUAGAUGCCACAGAGAUAGUUGCUGGGCGGCCUUACCACUGGCGUGACUGGUACAUUGUGCGAGGUCGUGACUGCCUGUACCUGUGGAGUGAGGGGACUGCUCUGGAGCUGAGCAAUGGCAGCAAUGGCUGGUUCAGAUUUAUUCUGGACGGGAAGCUGGCAACUAUGUACUCCAGCGGAAGCCCAGAAGGGGGCUCUGAUAGCACUGGUAUUGUUGUUCCAGAAAAUCGUGGUGAGUUCCUUGAUAAACUCCAAAGGGCUAGGAGUCAGAUCAAAACAGGUUCUCCCAGCCUGCCUGUUCUCUCUAAGGCAAGCCCAGCUCGCCUCGUGGUGGGCAACUGGACCCUGUCCUGCAAGAAAGAUGGAGAGCUGCAAAUACAAAACACUGAUGGACAGCAGGCUACGAUUCUACGAGAGGAUCUCAUGGGCUUUGUGUUUGAAUCAAACCGAGGCACAAGACACUCAUUUACAGCUGAGACCACCCUUGGACAGGAAUUCUCUGUUGGCUGGGGUGGAAAGAAAAGUCGGAAACUCAAAUCUAAGAAUGCAAUGCGUGAUAAGGUUCGUAACACUGCCAGAGAACUGUAUGACGAGUACUUCAAGGCAGCAGAGGCCAAACCUCGGGGUGUUGUCUCCAAACUUUGUGCAAUAGUUCAGCAGCUGGAGUCUGCAUUUGCUCGACAGCUGAGCCAAAUCAAGCCUUCAGAUGAAGAAGUUUCGUGGUGCCAAGAAAUGAGAAGUGCCUUGGAGGAACUAGUUGUGCUGCUGAAAGAUGAGCACACCAUUUCCUCCUUUGAGCUGUACAACAGUGGAUUGGUACAGACGUUGCUGAGUAUUUUGAGUAGUUCUUCUGAUGAAUGCUCGUUGAAAGAAUCAAAGAAACAGAUGAGAGGACGAAUCAACAUCUUCAAGAGUGUGUUCCAUGAUCACGAGCGUGAGAAUUUCACAGACGAUGGAACUAUCAGUCCAGCGGUACAACUGACCAGAAAGCUCAUCUCUGCCCUGGAAGCCAUUGAGAAGCUGCCAGUGUAUUCUUAUGAUCUCACUGGUUCAGGCUAUGGCUUGCAGGUACCAUACAUCCUGACAAGAAGACUACGCCUGAGAUUAGAAAAAGCCCAGGGUGAAAACACUCUGAUUGACAGGACAGACAGAUGCCUCAAGAUUGAACCGUUGACCUCCGUAGCAGAUCUGGAACGCUACCUGCUCAAAAUGGUUGCAAAACAGUGGUAUGAUUUUGAUCGUCAAACCUUCACAUUUGUCAAAAAAUUGAAGGAGCCGGGAACUCGCAUUACAUUUGCUCAUCAGAACGACUUUGAUGAAAAUGGACUUUUGUAUUGGAUUGGCACAAAUGGAAAAACUUCCUAUGAAUGGGUGAAUCCUGGCCAGUACGGACUGGUGGUUGUGACGUCUUCUGAGGGCCGUAGUUUGCCGUAUGGGAAGCUGGAGGACAUCCUGAGCCGCGACAGUGCUGCUCUCAAUUGCCACACAAAUGAUGACAAGAAAGCUUGGUUUGCCAUUGACCUGGGAGUCUGGUUGAUUCCAUCAAGCUACACACUCAGACAUGCCAGGGGUUAUGGAAAGUCAGCCCUGCGUAAUUGGCACUUCCAGAUGUCCAAGGAUGGUGUCACCUGGCAGACUCUCUACUCCCAUGAAGGAGACACGUCACUCAACGAGCCGGGAUCAACAGCUUCGUGGCCUGUAGAUGCCCCGAGUGAGGAGAAGCAAGGCUGGAGACAUGUGCGUUUGCAUCAAACAGGGAAGAAUGCAAGUGGACAAACGCACUAUGUCUCACUGUCUGGCUUUGAGAUCUAUGGAACCGUCACGGGAGUCUGUGAUGAUAUUGGCAAAGCGGCCAGAGAAGCAGAGGCCAACCUGCGUCGUCAGCGGCGCGUGCUGCGUACCCACGUCCUGAAGCAGAUGAUGCCUGGGGCACGCGUGGUGCGCGGCAUGGACUGGAAAUGGCGGGACCAGGACGGAAAUCCUCCAGGAGAAGGGACUGUCACUGGGGAGUUGCACAAUGGUUGGGUUGACGUGAAGUGGGAUGCCGGUGGCUCGAAUUCGUAUCGUAUGGGUGCAGAGGGCAAGUUUGACCUGGCACUGGGGCCAUCUCACGACCCGGACAAGCUAAGGUUCGCCAAACCUGAAGCUGUUGCACCGCCGUCAUCCAGCAAGAAUAAGAAUGCUGUGGCUUCAGGUCUCACCCCUGCCUCUGAGAAAGUGAAGGUUGGCGUGCUGACCAGUCGAAAGAGUAGCUCCACCCCUAGCCUGAGUGAUGUCAUGGAUUCUCGUGCGUCAGUUGCAAGCACUGAUCAAGCUUCCUCAGCUGAGAACCUUACCUCUAGUAUUAAAGCAGCUGCUGAAAAUGUGGCGGAGAGUGUCGUGAACCUGGCAAGUUCAGAGGCCAUCGUCAUGGUGAUGGUGGACAACGCUGACGAGGAAGUGACCACUCCGAGUGGGUCUACCCAGGCCAUCAGCACCUUGGGAGGUGGAGCCACUGGCGGAGUAGAGUUGGCGGCCAUCCCUGGACCGAGCGGCCUAGGGGCCACCUCGCUGAGUGGGGCCAUCUCCACCUCUGUGUCGGCCACACCAGUCUCCAGCACCAGCACCAGCAGCAGCAGCAACGCGGGUCUAACGGGCCUGGCAGGCAGCAGUGAGCCCAUGGUGGUGGUGCACCGCGGCAAGGAGGAUGUGGGACUGGGAGACUAUGGGGGCCUCGACAACCUUGCCUCGGACCUGGCUCUGGGCCUGGAUGUGGGCUCCUUGACGGAGACCCUUAGGGGUGCCGAAGGAGGAGUCAAGGAGCAUGUGCAGAACCUGCAGAACACGCGGGACUCGCGGGACAAAGCGGCCAAGAGUGAGGCCAGGAAGGCCACCAGCAGCUCGGAGGACAGCACCCGGGGCUCCCCCACCAACUCCAUGAGUGCCAGCGAGCCCAACCUGCCCACCAGCCUAGUGGACCCCACUGCCAGCCUGCUUGACUCCUUCGCGGCCGUGGCACGCCGCAACAUUACCGCCCCUCAUGGCAGUAAUGCUGUCCGCAACACACAUGCCAACAGUCUAGUACGACUGGCCUUAGCUAACUCUCCAAACAACUUGUUGAGUGCUGCCCAGAGUUACCCUAGUCUAACAGCCUCCAAUGUGCCUACCUCCAGUACCCUCACCACUACCCAGACAAUGGUCAAUGUGAUGUCUCUGAGUCAGUUGUUUCGCCUGCAGGCCUUGACCAGGAGUGUAACGUCCACAUCUAGCGAAAGCGACAACGAAUUCUUGGAGACCUACAGGGCCCACACCCUCCUGGCCGACCUCGAGGAUGAUGAGGAGCUCCCUGAGCCUGAUGACGAUGACGAUGAAAAUGAGGAUGAAAACGAAGAUGAUGAGGACUACGAUGACGUCAUGGAAGAUGAGGAGCUGGAGCCCAGGGACAGAAGAACUUGGGACGAUGAGUUUGUGUUGAAGCGACAAUUUUCAGCUCUCAUUCCGGCCUUUGAUCCUCGCCCAGGACGGACGAAUGUCAACCAGACUCAGGACUUUGACAUUCCUGCUCCCGGCACAGAGGAAACUGCAAGCAGUGAGAGUCAGGCCUUGGUGGCUCAGCCCAAACUUUGCCUCACCGUCAAAGCCCCUUGCUUGCCAGGCAUGAGCGAUGAAGAUGUUGUCCUCAACAGUAGCAGAGCCUGCAUAUUCAAAUUCAUCCAAGAGCUCUUAGGUAAAGGUGCUGUCACAGGCCGGACGGAGAGGAUGAAAAGGAUUUGGGAGCCGACAUACACGGUGCAGUACAGAGAAGCCAAGGAAGAGGAAGUCUCGGAGAAGGAAUGUGGCGGCUCUGUUACUAAGUCUUUGAUGGGUGUGGCCUCCCUGGCUGACCUUGACAUUGCCCGUUGCUCUGAGGCCUCUGGCUGCUCUGUAGACAGUGUGCUGCAGCUGCUGCAGAGGCUUUAUUCCAUCAUGGAACAGUCCAGUCCAUCCAGUAAAAAUGAUUGUGAUGAAAUUCACUUAAACAUUCCAGCUGAUGAGUUUGUCAGCAAGAAGAUAACCAAUAAAAUCACUCAACAAAUACAGGAUCCCCUGGUGCUAGCAAGUGGAGCUCUACCUGACUGGUGUGAGCACCUGACCCGAUGGUGUCCCAUGUUGUUCCCAUUUGAGACAAGGCAGCUCUACUUCACUUGCACUGCCUUUGGCACCUCAAGAUCUAUAGUCUGGCUUCAGAAUAAACGUGAUGCCAACCUAGAGAGAAACAGAGGGCCAACCCCAAGACGUGAUGACAGCCAUGAUUUCCGAGUGGGACGUUUGAAGCAUGAGAGGGUGGUGGUCCCUCGAAAUGAGAACCUUUUAGACUGGGCCAUGCAAGUGAUGAAACACCACUGCGCUCGUAAAGCUGUUCUUGAGAUUGAGUUCAAGGGUGAGGAAGGCACAGGUCUGGGCCCUACCCUCGAGUUUUAUGCUCUAGUUGCUGCCGAAAUGCAGAAAAAAGCUCAUGGACUCUGGUUAUGUGAUGAUGAUCAUGUGGACCAUAUAGAACGUGAGGUGGAUAUAGGCCACGGUACUAAACCACCCGGAUAUUAUGUACAGCGAUCUGCUGGUUUGUUCCCCGCCCCUUUCCCACAAGACAGCCUGGAGCUUGAGAGGUUGGAGAAAAUCUUCCACUUCAUGGGCAUCCUGUUGGCUAAGUGCCUCCAAGACGGCCGUCUGAUCGACAUGCCUCUGUCCCGCCCAUUCCUCAAGCUCAUGUGUAUGGGCGAGGUCGGACACAGCCUGUCCCAGCAGUUUGGCGAUGCCACCCGCACCCCGAGCACGCUGGGAGAGUCGUGGCACAGUGAGAGCUCGGACCUCAUUGCCAGCAUCGAGGAGGUGGAGAAGGAGAUGAAACUCGACAGUGAUAGAAGACAGCUGCUGAAACCAUCCCAGCCAUGGUUCUCUGGCAUUCUGUCGGAAGAAGAUUUUGAACUAGUCAACCCCCAUCGUGCAGUAUUCCUGCGCCAGCUGCGGGAUCUCGCCACUCGCAAGCAGCGCAUCCUGAAGGACCGGACUCUAUCGGACGACCAGAAGAACGUCCAGCUGGCCGAGCUGGCUUUGCCCAACCCAGGGGACCCCAACUCUGCCAUCAGGCUGGAGGAUUUGGGAUUAACCUUUGAGUUUGACCCAUCGUCCCGAGUGCACAAGUUCCACGCUCACCACCUGAAGGCUGGGGGCGGCAUGGAGGAGGUCACCAUGGACAAUGUGGAGGAGUACAUCGAUCUGGUCAUGGACUUUUGCUUUGUCUCUGGUAUCAGAAGACAGAUGGAGGCUUUCAGAAGUGGCUUCAACCAGGUUUUCCCCAUGGCCAAGCUUCACUCGUUCAGCCCCAUGGAGCUGGGCAGCAUCCUGUGUGGGGACCAGGCCCCCAGCUGGACACAGGAAGACAUCCUGAACUACACAGAGCCCAAGCUGGGCUACACACGUGAGAGCCCUGGCUUUGUGCGCUUUGUGAACGUGCUCACCCACCUGUCCCCUGACGAGCGCAAAGCGUUCCUGCAGUUCACCACGGGAUGCUCGUCCUUACCACCUGGCGGCCUGGCCAACCUGCAUCCUCGACUCACCGUGGUCAGAAAGGUGGAUGGUAGUGAUGGCAGUUUCCCGUCGGUGAACACAUGUGUGCAUUACCUCAAACUGCCGGAGUACUCGUCUGAGGAAAUCCUGAGGGAACGCUUGCUGGCCGCCACCAGGGAGAAAGGCUUCCACCUUAACUAAGUUGCCUUUGUUGGCCUCCGUCCUUCCAUGGCUUGGGUUUGCAUCCUGACCGUGGACUCUACUGCAGAAACUUGUCAAAUUGAAACAUUUAUUCAUUUAUUUCAUGUCUUUUUCUUUUCCCCGUUCUUUUAAGUUUCUCUUUAGUGUUGUCAGUUUAUACCUAUUAACUGUAUGUAUGACCGUGAGUUUCUUUCUUUUUUUCCCUUUCUUUUAAAUUACAGUAUCAUUUUCAAGUCUUUUUACCCAGUCUAACAUUUUGUUAAAUUUUUCUUUUAAGAUGUGCCCAAUGAUAUUGAACCAGGUGAUUUCUUGGCUGUAUAUUUUAAGUUUGCUAAUAUUAAAGCUGUCAAGUAGCCCAGCAGUGGUGGCGAAAGUGGAGCUUUAUUUGCUGCUAAGUAUAUUCUAUUUUACUGCCUUUGAGCAGUGUUCAAGAGCUUUCAUUACAACAGCUGGUGACCCACUUUUGGUUUAUGAUUUAUUCUGCUGUCAGCAAAAUCUUUUCCGUGUGUAGCCUGGGUAUGUCUUGAGUAUUUUUUAACUGAGUUUUAAAAAAAUGCACUUUUAAGAGGGGAAAAGUGAAAUGUUAUAUAGUAGUUUGUGCUGUAGAAUUGCUUGGGUGUGUUUUUAAGAAACUGUUAGAAUGAAAAUUUGUCUUUCUUUUUGUGUAUAUCAGACACUUGUGAGAAUAGUUAUGGACUUAUUUGGUGACUUAAUAUGUUUCUCACAGUGUGAUGAAUAAUUUCCAUGAGUUCAUUUCUCUUUAACUUUUUGUUUUGAAUCUGGAAAAUUAUAUUAAAGAACAAAAGAUCCAUCCAUCAUUAUUGCUUUCAUUUUUAGAUGAAUUCAACAAUUUUUUAAAGAAUAUUUUCUGGCCGAAAUUCUGUAAGACUUGUAGAAAAAUGCAAAAUUUAGAUGAAAGGAACUUGUUAUACAACAGUCUAAUUGAAGCCUAGAUUUCACCGUUGGCCUGUAACUUGUGAUCUUUAAAUUUUGACUGUUUUAUCAUUUCAUAGCUGCAUCUUUAUGUAGUCUGAACUCUUGCGUCUUCAUGCCCAAGUUGUUAAUAUUUGCUGACUGGCAGUGGCUUGAUGAAUGCUUUCAGUAGACUCACUGAGUGUCCACAGUUUUUGACAAAAUGACAUGUAGUUUGUUUGGUAGCCUCCAUCUUUUAUUGUUUGUUUGUUCACAUCGGUUGACUGCAAUGGUUCGUCUUUGCGAUGUCUCAUCAAACUUCAAACCAUUUUGAAUGAUGGUUGGAAUAUCUUUCUUUUUUUUUUUUGUGGGUGUUUAGUAGUUCUAGUAAAUGCUAAUUUGUAAUUUCUUUUCGUCAUCGUGUAGUUUUGUGAAGUUGAGUCUUUUCAGCUUCGUUGAAACAGUAACUCUGUCAUUAUUUGGUAUGAAAUCUGAUAAAAAAAGAGUUGUUGUAGUCAGGAAAUGUUACUGCUAUUUGUAUGAAAGAAAAAAGUGCUUUAUAUUUGGUAUAUAUUUCUAUAAAAGUCCUUUUUUUUGUAGUCUCCAGAGUUUGAUUUUGACCCCACUAACCACCAGAGUACAAUACAAAGUAAGGUUUUUAUUUGUCUGGCAUACUUGGAUGUCAUUGUAAACACCCUUGCAUGUGGCCUUAGACCAUGUCCAUACUUUGUGGCAAUACAGUUACUGAGAAAUUAAAAGUAGAUGAUGAUGUAUUAAACAAUAUUAACCAGUGGAAGCGAACUGUGAAUAAUCAUGUACAUAAAUGAAAUUGAAGGGAGCAUUGUAGUAAGUUCAUGCCUCUUUGCUUGUGUUGUAUAUAGUUCCCAUAUAGUGAGUGCCCCGAAAACCCAGUGUGUUGUGUGUUAAGCAGAACAUUUACAUAGGAAGACUGAAGGACAGUUGCUACUUUGGAGAUUAUUGAAAAUCUCCCCCCAUAUAUCCCGUUGUCCUAACUGUGCAGCCUUUUUUUUCCUUCUUUGUAACCAGUGUAGUUAACAUGGGGAACAGGACUGAAGUUCUUGUAAUGUUGUAGUUCUAGCAAGUGUAAGUCUUGUUUUGUAAGAUCAGAGCAUCAUAGUGUACAAAGUUUUAAAGACAGUUUUUAAAAAUCCAGUUCAAAUUAGUCAGAUGGCCCGUUAGAUGUAGCUUUUGUAUUCUAACAUUUUUAUAAGUAUUUGAUAACUUCAAGAUAUUGAAAGGCAUUCCUAAUAAUGGGUUGAAAGGCAUUUCUUUUUAAAAAAGCAUUUUAUUAAAAAUCUUUUUCUCAAAUGCAACCGUUUCAAAGUAGAAGCUUAGAUUUAAUGUGUUGGGUUGAUUUUUCGCAACCAUUUUACAAGAAUUGUGGGAUAAGUCUGGCAUUAGCCCUAGCUAGUCCUUCAUACAUAAGAGCUGGAGAUCACAAAGUCACUUCUGUGGCACAUGCUUGUAAUGAGUAGAGACAUCACACUGUACUACCAUCCUUUGUUGCUUAAGUCACCAAUUUUUAUUCAGCUAUCAACUGCAACUGAUAAUGUGUCCAUAGAUACUCAAACAUAAGCGAGCACAUGCACCCAUACACAUAUAAACAAAACAUAUUCUCACUCUUAGUCUGGAGUACUUUCUCACAUUUGCGUGAACGCAGCACGCAUACACGUUUUGAUGUUUUUGGAAGACAAACUGCUGUGUGAUUGGUUCCAUGAGCUUUGAACGUGACGAUAUUGGCACACUGCCCUUGUGUUUUAACAAGCGUUAUUCUUACGUUCUUUCGGCUUUUUUUUUUUUUUGGUGGUUGCAGAUUUGAACUCCCGUAACAGUGUAUUUGAAUCCAACUGGAAAUUUGUUCCUUUCAUAUUGUUGUGUUGACAUUUUACGUGGCUCACAUAAAUGCUGAUAGAUAGAUCGUGAUGACAAAGUGUACCCAUUAGCUUGUGGCAAAGAUUCUCCAGGUCUUGUUCAUCUGGCACAAGAGCACAUUCUGUCCUUCCUAGCAUUAUACUGGCCGUGAUAAAUGUACAUGUAUUUUUGUUUGUAUAUGGUCUGCAAAGCAAACUUAAAAAUAAAAUUAACAUCAAAUAUG
Aplysia californica (California sea hare) is the source of this 11344-nucleotide messenger RNA. RefSeq names its product E3 ubiquitin-protein ligase HECTD1. Gene Ontology annotation, molecular function: ubiquitin protein ligase activity; protein binding; metal ion binding. Gene Ontology annotation, biological process: proteasome-mediated ubiquitin-dependent protein catabolic process; anatomical structure development; protein K63-linked ubiquitination. The coding region runs from base 547 to 8316 and encodes 2589 amino acids. Lineage: Eukaryota; Metazoa; Mollusca; Gastropoda; Aplysiida; Aplysiidae. The record is from RefSeq and is a predicted model, not a curated record. Gene Ontology annotation, cellular component: nuclear speck. The transcript has 49 exons.